AUGGAAAACACCAAGCUUGAACCAGAACCCAAUGGAGACUACGAUCUCACCAAACCCAUAACAUCAACCUCAGGCCUCCGUCAAGGCCUAACAUCCUACGGAGAUGCGCACUUCUCUCUAUUCCUACGAAAAGUAUUCAUCAAAUCACUCGGAUACUCCGAAGACGCGCUUUCACGACCUACAGUCGGCAUAAUCAAUACAUUCUCCGGAUUUAACCCCUGCCAUGCGAAUGUUCCCCAGCUUGUUGAAGCUGCGAAGCGUGGUGUACACCUCCAUGGAGGCUUAGCGGUGGAGUUCCCGACUAUUAGUGUCCAUGAGAGUUUCUCGCAUCCUACUAGUAUGUUUUUGAGGAAUUUGAUGAGUAUGGAUACAGAAGAGAUGAUUCGGGCUCAGCCUUUGGAUGCUUGUAUUAUGAUUGGAGGGUGCGAUAAGACUGUUCCAGCACAGUUAAUGGGCGGAAUAUCAGCCAACAAGCCCAUUCUCCCUUUAAUCACUGGUCCAAUGUUACCAGGAAGUCAUCGUGGUAAGAGAAUAGGUGCUUGUACCGAUUGUCGAAAUAACUGGGCGGCAUUUCGAGCAGGCGAGAUCGAUGUGGAGGAGAUUUCGGCUAUCAAUGAAGAGCUAGCUCCCACUAUCGGCACUUGUGGAGUUAUGGGAACUGCAAGCACAAUGGCUUGUAUUACCGCUGCGUUAGGAAUGAUGCCACUUCGUGGUGCAUCAGCACCAGCUGUAUCAUCUGUAAGAUUACGCAUUGCCGAGGAGACCGGUGCAAAUGCAGUGAAAGUUGCUCAAUUAUCCAGAAAACCGCAAGAUAUUCUCACGAAGGAAUCGUUCUUCAACGCCAUUACAGUGCUUCAAGCUAUUGGUGGAUCUACAAAUGCAGUAGUCCAUUUACUCGCUAUUGCAAACAGACAUCCUGAACUCGAGGGUGUGAUCACUCUACAAACAUUCGAAGAAAUCGGUCGCAAGACACCGCUACUCAUCGAUCUCAAGCCCAGUGGAGAUAACUAUAUGAAUGACUUUCAUAACGCAGGUGGCAUGGCUGCACUACUACAAGUUCUACGUCCACUGUUACAUCUAUCUGCUAUGACAAUCUCCGGACAAACACUAGGUGAGGUUCUGGAUCUCGCUCAGUCCAAGCGAGUUUCCUUUCCUCAACAGAUUAUUCGACCUUUAUCUGAUCCGCUUCACCCCUCUUCAUCUCUCGUUGUCCUAACAGGGAAUCUUGCUCCGAAUGGUGCAAUCAUGAAAGCAUCUGCAUCGAAAGAUCGCUCUCUUCUCAUGCAUACUGGACCUGCUAUGGUCUUUGAGAACUCAGUGAAUCUAGCUCAGCGGAUUGAUGAUCCUGAUUUACCAGUUACGAAAGAUAGCGUAUUAGUUCUCAAGGGAAUAGGACCAAUUGGGAAUCCUGGUAUGCCAGAAGCAGGAUUAAUUCCAAUUCCGAAGAAACUGGCCAUGGCUGGUGUGAAAGAUAUGCUUAGGUUAUCUGAUGGUCGAAUGUCAGGAACAGCAGGUGGAACUAUUGUUCUUCAUAUCUCGCCUGAGGCGGCGAUUCCAGAUUCGCCUUUUGGGGCUGUGGAGACGGGAGAUAUGAUUACUUGUGAUAUUGAAAGUCGGAGGAUCCAUGUUGAUGUUUCGGAUGAAGUACUGCAGAAUCGUAUUUUACAGCGGAAGCAGAAUCUGGAGGGAGAGGCUGGUCCUGUUCAGGAGAGGAAGCAGAGACGGGGUUAUCGGGGAUUGUAUGAGAGAUCUGUUAAUCAGGCGCAUCAGGGGACUGAUUUUGAUUUCUUGACGGCGGGUGGUGUUUAG
Molecule: messenger RNA, 1809 nt
Organism: Penicillium malachiteum
Lineage: Eukaryota; Fungi; Ascomycota; Eurotiomycetes; Eurotiales; Aspergillaceae
Gene: ilv3C
Product: putative dihydroxy-acid dehydratase
Exons: 3
Coding region: 1-1809 (602 amino acids)
Molecular function (GO): hydro-lyase activity
Source: RefSeq, a predicted model, not a curated record